Messenger RNA from Linum tenue, 1441 nucleotides. Lineage: Eukaryota; Viridiplantae; Streptophyta; Magnoliopsida; Malpighiales; Linaceae. The record is from the annotation of a GenBank genome assembly.
AUUUUCCCCUGGCUUUGAGGUUCCAAUUUCCCCAAGAGUUUCCCAAUGUGGCUCUAAGAUCAGUCUCUCCAAUUCCAAUCCUCAACGCUAUAAUACUAAUCAAUUCCCCACCCCGAUUUCCCCGUCGCGAUUCCAUCAAACAGUUUAGGGAUUUCCCUUCCAACUGCCGAUCGAUCAUCACCAUGGGAGGAGGAGCAGCCAUGCGAACAGUGGCCAAGGUCGCCGGUGUCGGCGUCGUCAACAGUGGAUUCCGCAGCGCAGUCUCCGGGUUACCUCCGGCCGAACACUCCGUCCGCAGCGCAUCUCGCCCCGUUUCUGCGGCGAUCUCCUCCUCUUCGUCUACGUCGUCCGGUGUAGCUGCGGUUCAGCGCCCUGUUUUGGAGCUCGAUGAGUGGGAGAUGGCCGGCGGCGAGGAAGAGGAGCUGAUGUUGUUGGAUUCCUUGGAGCCGAGGCCCAGGCUCGUGUUUGGCGGCCCGCCGACUUCUCAGGAGGCCAAAGAGGCCACCGCCGAGCUCAAGGACGCUCUGGAGAAAAUAUCUAGCCCUACAUAUGGAGGAUCUGCUGCCUCAAUUGGAUUCAGUGACCAUCUUGGCGUCCCUUUGCUUACAAGUUCUGAGCUCGAGACUAAAAACUGCCUGGCUUGCGAGAGAAAAGCAGCUCCAGAAUAUGCUAUCAAUGCAUUGAAGCUGCUAAAUCAAAGUCCCGCUGCUCAGUCCGUCGUGGUUUCAAUUGCAUCGGACCCAAACGUGUGGGAUGCGGUUAUGCGAAACGAUGCACUUACUGAAUACCUCCAGUCCCGCAAGACAAUUACAAGCCCCGUGAACGAGGCUUCCACAGAAUCUGUUACAGAUUUUAGCUCUGAGGACACAGAACCUGUUGCAUUCCAGGAGUCGCAGGCCGGGCUUAUGGACUACCUAGAUGACAUCAAAGUUAAGGUGGUGGACAUGUUCGGCACCGUCUCCUCUUUUCUGCAGAACAUGUUCCAGGUGCCACCUGCUGUAGGGGGAUCUGAUGAGGGAGAUGCGAAAUCGACGUUCAUGGAGAAUGCUGUGGGAGCAUCUUUCUUGGGUUUGGCUGUGAUGGCUAUCAUGAUGGUGGUGCUGAGAAGGGCCUAGCACGAUCCUCUCAAUUUGCCGACCCUACACAAUUCUGUUGCUUUUGAUUCAGGAAAAAUAAAAAUGGAGAGAGGGUGUGUUCUAGUCAUGUAAGUCCUUUUGCACAUACUAUGACUAUGUUAGGUUAUGUCGAUAAUGUGUGAACUGCCGAGUCGAUUGAGCUGUUAUGUUCUUGGUUCGGACAUAAUACCGCUAUGGUCUUUCACCAAGUAUUGGCAAUGGCUUAUAUCAUGUUUGAAAACUGGUAGUAGAACUGUAGAAGUAAGUGCAGUCUCUGCAACAGGUAUCUAAAGAAAGGAAGGUCCUUAUUACUUCUUAGUUAUGGG